AUGCUCUGCUAUGAUGUGGUCUGCGCCGGUAAAGCAACUAAGCACUUACCAGAAUACCAUUACUCUACACCUGAUACCGUCUGGUCGCAUUACGGAUUUACCGACGAGCAGCUUGCAUCUGGUGACUUCAAUCCACAAAUGUUCAACUCUUUCCUCGAUGGUACGAAGUCUGCCUUGGAGAUGGCUGCCGUAGCAAAUGGUUCACCGGGUCCAUAUCAACGCGACUGUUUCGCCCAAUAUGGACUUAAAAGGGAUAAGCCUGGUCGCUUCGCUGCCCAGUAUAAACCGUACCAUCUCAUCGGUCUUGAACUUGGGAUUUCAAUCGCCAAUAUCAUGUGCAGAGGAGAGCCAACUGGCCAGUGCCGGACUUUUGCUGCCGAUGUGGCUGCGACUGCGAAGCGGGACUUGAAACGUGGAGAGAAACUUGAUGGUGAAGGUGGCUUCAUGGUUUCUGGAAAGCUCAUGCCCGCACGAAACUCCCUUGCCAUCGGCGGAUUCCCUAUUGGCCUUGCUCAUGGGAUAAUCUUGAAGGAGAAUAUCAAGAAAGACCAAGUACUCACAUGGGCAGAUGUGGAUGUUUCACCAGAAGGUACAUCUAGCUGGAGUGAGAGUACUAGGGCCGCUAUAGCUUUUCGCCAGGAGAUGGAAAGGGUUUUCCGAGGCGAAUUUGAGAGUGGUGAUGAGACCAUGAUCCAGUAA
Molecule: messenger RNA, 699 nt
Organism: Penicillium malachiteum
Lineage: Eukaryota; Fungi; Ascomycota; Eurotiomycetes; Eurotiales; Aspergillaceae
Exons: 3
Coding region: 1-699 (232 amino acids)
Source: RefSeq, a predicted model, not a curated record